Antechinus flavipes (yellow-footed antechinus) is the source of this 7536-nucleotide messenger RNA. RefSeq names its product PCF11 cleavage and polyadenylation factor subunit (gene PCF11). The transcript is spliced from 15 exons. Gene Ontology annotation, molecular function: RNA polymerase II complex binding; mRNA binding. Gene Ontology annotation, cellular component: cytoplasm; mRNA cleavage factor complex. The record is from RefSeq and is a predicted model, not a curated record. Gene Ontology annotation, biological process: termination of RNA polymerase II transcription. The coding region runs from base 2351 to 7195 and encodes 1614 amino acids. Lineage: Eukaryota; Metazoa; Chordata; Mammalia; Dasyuromorphia; Dasyuridae.
UUGUUUGGCCUUUUUUAAAGCACAAAAUUAAAACAGGAAACUUUGAAAAUAAAAAACAUUGCAGAUAGGUUAAAAUUCCCUUAGUUAAUGGAAUUCCUUUAUUUAUCUCUGUCACAGACACCAUGGGAUUUGAAGAUGAAAAUAUUAGCCUUGUUGAAGGCCUAGAUCUUAACUCGAUUUUGAAUGCUCUUUUUAAUUACUGAAACCUUAGCUUGCUUUGUGUUUUCUUAAGUGAUCUGUCAAUUUUACUUUCCAAAUAGCCUGAUUUUGUAGCUCAAGUUGACACUUAAAGAAUGGUUUCGAUGGAUCCGGAAGACCUCCAAGAACUGGAAAAUUAAUCCCCCCAAAUAGUAACCACAUUAAAACAUCUAGUUUGUGGACAGAUACACAGUGGUAAAAUAGAUGAACAGAGAGCUCUUGGGACUGAAUGCUGAUAUGAGAGAUGUGAGAGUUUGCUAUACUUUUCCCAAUUAAAGCCAGUUUGAGGAAAAGAUGUAAGGUGUUCAUUCUACCAAAAUUUUGGAAUCUGUCUUAAUCAGCGGUGGGACGUUGAAGGGGGCGGGAAAAUGGGUGAUUUUCAUUUUAGUUUCAAAGUGGUUCAGUUUUGCCCUCAGGGAGCCUUUUGUAUCCUUAUUUUGUAAAUCACAGACUACUAAACCUGAAAUUCAGUUUUCACAUAUACUUUGAUAUCCCUACCAUGAGACAGCUUUAACUGCAAAUGACGGACUGUUACAUGAAAAGAUUCUACCUACUUUAUAUACUACUUACAUACACAACAAUAGAAAUAGCAUUCUGGACAGGUUUUAAUUUUAAAAAGUGAUCUCAGUGUCUCUCUACCAGGUUAUGAAAACAAGGAUUAAAAUGGUAUACCUUUUAAGGGUAAAGACAUCCAUAAAGUAUUUGACAUGUUUUAUAUUUGGCUAUGGUUUACCAAAGUAGUAGACUUGGUGGAUCUUAAAAAAAAAAAAAAUGCAGUUAAAACUGUAAGGAAACAUUCCAUGCGAGGUUAAUUCAGUUUCUUUAGCCAAAUUCAGUUGUACAGGCAUUAAAUAUAUUUAUAUUUUAUAUCUAUAUAAAGCAAGAGCACUUCCACACACUUGUAUGGGCAGUUGGAUUUGUGAAAUAAAGUGGCAUUGUGUUCAAGAGUUGUGACCCCUACCCUAGCUACACUUAGCUAGGGGAAAGGUUGCUGGGGGUUUGAAAAAACUUGGACACUUUGGAGGUGGGAUAAGGUGGGGGUGAAUGGGAAUGACUUAAGGUAUUUAACCAUUGGGGAAUCGUAUGGAAGUGAGGAGUAUAAUCAACACACAAUUUGUAUGGUUUGCCUUCCUCUAAUGCUCCUCAACAAGUCUGUGUACCUGCUGAUGCUUUCUGGAAGUUUGCUGUGCCUUCUACUAAAAGCCAAUGAAUCAAUGGGUAGGCAUUGCAAUUGAACUUGGGCAAUAGCAAUUCUUUUGCCGUGGAAGCCCUAACAAUAUCAACAUCACCACACUGACUGCACAAAUUUAGAUUCAGUGGUUUGUGCAUGUCAAAGAAAAAAAAACAACUCGACGGAAUGUCCAUCUCAUGAAGAGCAUCUUCGGUGCAAAUCAAAUCGUGGUUGCCAGUGUCAACUUCAACCUGACUUACAUGACUCAACUUGCUGCUUGAUCCAGUUUUUAUAUCAAUAACAAACCCCCAACUUGGUGCAUGUUUCACAUGCAGUUUAAAAAGUGGUUUGUCAUUAGCCUCAGAUGUGAAAAUCUUCCUAAGUCUUGUUUAUUAGGACUGUAAAAAAUUAGUCCUUUCCCAGUGUAACUUAAUAGAAAACAAAGGCUACAUAGAAUUCAACAUAUAAAAUAUGGCUGCUGAAAUUACUUUGGGCUUUCUGCCAGAAAUCUGAAUUCUGUUAUUUCAUGAAGCCUAGGCACACUAUUUUGAGUUUGUGUGGGUCAUGAAACAACACUUUUGGGUUCCAGCAGAAGACGAUGGUAUUUUCUUUACUUUUUUUUUUUUUUUUGACCACCUUCAACCUCAUUUUCUCCCACUUUUAAAACACAGUUUUACUACUACAUGAACCUGAAACAGCAUUGGGUACAAUAAUUACAUUAUGAUUGCACUUAUUUCCUUUCCCAGUAAUGGAGCUUGUUUUGCUUGCUCCACAAAUGUCAGUGUUUAAGAAAUUUAUUGGACAUUUGAGCUUCAUAUAGAUUAAUGUCAACCCAGUGAUAUUUAGUAUCAACCCAAAAGUAGGUCUGUAUUUGUGGGUUUGGAAAUUCAUUUGCAGACAAUUUAAAAAUCAUUUCCUUAUACUAAACUUCUCAGUUUCUUUUUAUUACUUCAGGCUCCUUCUACAGAGAAGCUCCCUGUUAUGUAUCUUAUGGAUUCCAUUGUGAAGAACGUUGGAAGAGAGUAUCUUACUGCCUUUACUAAAAACCUAGUUGCAACAUUUAUUUGUGUGUUUGAAAAGGUGGAUGAAAAUACUAGGAAAAGUUUAUUUAAAUUACGUUCCACAUGGGAUGACAUUUUCCCUUUGAAGAAACUCUAUGCCUUGGAUGUCAGAGUUAAUUCAUUAGAUCCUGCUUGGCCAAUUAAGCCUCUACCCCCCAAUGUGAAUACUUCUAGCAUCCAUGUGAAUCCUAAAUUUUUAAAUAAAUCGCCUGAAGAGCCUCCUACACCUAGUACGGUGGUCAGUUCCCCUGGUAUCUCCACGCCUCCAAUUGUCCCUGAUAUCCAAAAGAAUUUGACUCAAGAGCAACUGAUAAGGCAACAGCUGCUGGCAAAGCAAAAACAGUUGUUAGAACUUCAACAGAAAAAAUUGGAGCUGGAGCUGGAACAAACUAAGGCACAAUUGGCAGUUUCUCUUAGUGUUCAGCAAGGGGCAUCUAACAUAGUUCCUGGAUCAGCACCUUCCAAAUUACUUGUUUCACAAAUUCCACCUAUGGCAGUUAAAGCUUCUCAUCAGGUUUCUGUACAGCCUGAAAAGAGUCGUCCUUCCUCCUCUUCACAGCUCCAGGAUAUGAAAGUAACAAAUAGAGAUCCUCGUCUUAAUCGGAUUAGCCAACAUUCUUCUCAUGGUAAAGAGCAAAGUCACAGGAAAGACUUUCUAGUAAAUGCAAUGAAUCAGUCUGAUAUCAAGGCAAAUAAAUCUAUGCCUGCUGAUAAACAAAACUCAUCAAAGCAAGAAAAAAGUAAAUCAAGUGAAAAAAUCACAAAGAAAGAACUUGACCAAUUAGAUACUAAAUCCAAAUCUAAAUCUCCUUCACCUUUGAAAAACAAAUUUUCUCACACAAAAGAUAUAAAAAAUCAGGAAUCUGAAAGUGGUCGAGGGGUCCCUGAAAUGAGCAAGAGAGAUCCCCGAUUAAAAAAACACCUCCAGGAUAAACCUGAUAGCAAAGAUGAUGACUUAAAAGAGAAGAGAAAAUCUUCAGAAAAAAAAGAUAAAGAGGAGCAUGUGAAGUCAUCUGAACACAGACUCACUGGAGGUAGAAAUAAAAUUAUAAAUGGUAUUGUACAGAAACAAGAUGCUGGUACUGAAGAAUCAGAAAAACAGGGGACAAAAACAGGAAGAUCAAGUACUAGAAAACGAUCGCGAUCACGAUCUCCUAAGUCUCGGUCACCAAUCACGCAUUCUCCAAAAAGGAGAGAUAGGCGCUCACCUAAACGAAGGCAAAGGAGCAUUUCUCCUUCUACUUCUACACCUAAAACUGGAAAGCUACGCCAAUCAGGAGUUAAGCAGUCACAUGUAGAAGAAUUUGCACAAGCUUCUCGUGAUGAAAGAAAUUCUAAUAAAAGAAGUACUAAGCAGGACACCCGGGAUCCUAGGCGAGUAAAAAAGACUCAGGAAGAGAGACCACAAGAAACUCUAAAUCAGCAUUCUACAAAAUCAGGAUCUGAACCAAAGGAAAAUGUAGAAAAUUGGCAAAGCUCUAAGUCUACAAAAAGAUGGAAAUCUGGUUGGGAGGAAAAUAAAAGUUUACAGCAGGGUGAAGAGCAUCAAGGACUUGGUAAAUCACCUCAUCUAAGGCAUAGAGAGAGUUGGGGAAGUGCUAAAGGAAUUUUAUCAUCCCGAGCCCCCAAACAACAACAUCGAUUAAGUGUAGAUGCCAAUCUUCAGAUUCCUAAAGAAUUAACUUCUGCAAGCAAGAGAGAAUUACUUAAAAAGGCAAAUGAUAGUUUAACAUCUGGUGAAAUUACACAGGAUGAAUUCCUUGUUGUUGUUCAUCAGAUUCGUCAGCUCUUUCAGUAUCAAGAAGGAAAACAUAGAUGCAAUGUAUGGGAUAGUCCUACAGAAGAAAAUAAAGGUGGAUUAAAAAAGAAACCUCUCUUAUCUGAUGCUGAAUUAACAUAUUAUGAGCAUAAAGCUAAACUCAAAAGGACACAGGUUCAGCAUUCAUUUCCAAGACUUGAUCUCUUAGAUCCUGAUAUAUUUGAUUACCAUUUGACUGAUGCUUUGUUGUCUGGAAUAGAAUGUGAACCAUCCAAAAGUAAACAUACAGGUAGGAGUAGUGGAGCACAGUUUGACAGAAAAGAACAAUUUAGUGAAAGAUCAAGGCGUCUUUCUCCAAUAUCUGGAAGCCGUACUUAUGCGGAGAAUCUUUCCCCCCAUGAUGGUCGAAGAAGGCAUGAAGAACAAGUUUCUGCCAAAGGUGUCCGAGAAGAGCAAAGAUCUCCAUUCAGUGAGCGUUUUGCACUUAAGAGACCUAGAUAUGAAGAUUCAGAUAAAACAUUUGCAGACAGCCCAGCAUCAAGAUAUUCAAGCCUCGAUACAACAAAUCAGAGACUCACAGCAUUAGCUGAAGAUAGACCAUUAUUUGAUGGACCUUCUAGGCCAUCUGUAGCAAGGGGAGAUGGCCCAACUAAAAUGAUUUUUGAAGGACCUAAUAAGCCAAACCCUAGAAUUGAUGGACCUCCAACACCAGCUUCUCUUCGGUUUGAAGGGUCACCAGGACAAAUAGGGGGAGGGGGGCCCAUGAGGUUUGAAGGACCACAAGGUCAGCUAGGAGGUGGGUGUCCUUUGAGAUUUGAAGGUCCUCAAGGACCAGGAGGGACUCCUCUGAGGUUUGAAGGGCCUCUUGGACAGGCAGGAGGAGGUGGCUUAAGAUUUGAAGGAGCUGCUGGUUUGCGGUUUGAGGGUCCCACAGGUGGUUUGAGGUUUGAAGGCCCAGCUGGCCAGAAUGUGGGUGGACUUAGGUAUGAAGGUCCCCGUGGUCAGCCUGUGGGUGGUCUUAGAUUUGAGGGACCUCAUGGUCAGCCUGUAGGUGCUCUAAGGUUUGAGAAUCCUCGAGGUCAGCCUGUAGGUGGACUCAGAUUUGAGGGGAGCCAUGGUGCAUCAGGAAGUGGAAUUAGGUUUGAGGGACCCCAUGGUCAGCCAGGUGGUGGAAUCAGAUUUGAAGGCCCUUUGCUCCAGCAAGGUGGUGGUAUGAGAUUUGAGGGACCCCAUGGCCAGUCAGUGGCAGGUCUAAGAUUUGAAGGACAACAUAAUCAGCUUGGUGGAAACCUUCGAUUUGAAGGACCACAUGGUCAGCCAGGGGUUGGGGUCAGAUUUGAAGGACCCUUAGUCCAACAGGGAAGUGGAAUGAGAUUUGAGGGUCCUUCUGUACAAGGAGGUAGUAUGAGAUUUGAAGGACCAUUAGGUCAAGGUGGUCCAAGAUUUGAGGGGUGUCAUGCUUCAAGAUUUGAUGGUCAGCCAGGUCAACCAUCUCUCUUGCCAAGAUUUGAUGGCUUGCAUGGUCAGCCUGGUCCUAGGUUUGAAAGAACUCCUGGUCAACAGGGCCCACAAAGGUUUGAUGGGCCACCUGGUCAGCAGGUACAACCAAGAUUUGAUACAGGGCCUCAGAGAUUUGAUGGCCCACAACACCAGCAAGCAUCAAGAUUUGAUAUUCCUCUUGGUCUUCAAGGUGCAAGGUUUGACAAUCAUCCUUCACAGAGACUUGAUGCAGUCUCUUUUAGUCAGACUGGCCCAUAUAAUGACCCUCCUAACAGUGCGUUUAAUGCGCCAUCGCAAGGAAUACAGUUCCAAAGACAUGAGCAAAUGUUUGAUACACCUCAGGGACCAAAUUUUAAUGGACCACAUGGCCCUGGAGCGCAAAAUUUCUCGAAUCCACUUAACAGAGCAUCUGGACAUUAUUUUGAUGAAAAGAAUCUUCAGGGUCCUCAGUUUGGAAACUUUAGUAAUCUGCCCACGCCAAUUGCAGUUGGGAAUAUUCAGCCAUCUCAGCAGCCUGUAGCUUUUGGACAAGGACAGCAGUUUUUACCAGUUCAUCCACAAAAUCCUGGUACUUUUGUUCAGAAUCCAGCAGGUGCUCUUCCAAGAGCAUAUCCUGAUAAUCAUCUCAGCCAGGUUGAUGUGAAUGAACUCUUCUCAAAACUGCUAAAAACAGGAAUACUUAAAUUAUCCCAACCUGAUUCAGCAACAACUCAAGUAAAUGAAGUUGCAACACAGCCUCCUCCUGAGGAAGAAGAAGAAGAUCAAAGUGAAGAUCAAGAUGUUCCUGACCUCACUAAUUUCACAGUUGAAGAAUUGAAACAGCGUUAUGAUAGUGUUAUAAAUCGCCUGUAUACUGGUAUCCAGUGUUAUUCUUGUGGAAUGAGGUUUACAACAUCACAGACUGAUGUCUAUGCAGACCACUUGGACUGGCAUUACCGACAAAAUAGAACUGAAAAGGAUGUUAGCAGAAAAGUUACACAUAGGAGGUGGUACUAUAGUCUAACGGACUGGAUAGAAUUUGAGGAAAUAGCUGAUUUGGAGGAACGUGCAAAGAGCCAGUUUUUUGAAAAAGUACAUGAAGAGGUUGUGUUGAAAACUCAAGAAGCUGCUAAAGAAAAGGAGUUUCAGAGCGUCCCUGCUGGACCAGCUGGGGCAGUUGAGAGCUGUGAAAUAUGUCAGGAACAAUUUGAACAAUACUGGGAUGAAGAGGAAGAGGAAUGGCAUUUAAAAAAUGCCAUCCGAGUAGAUGGAAAGAUUUACCAUCCAUCAUGUUAUGAAGAUUAUCAAAAUACAUCUUCAUUUGAUUGUACACCAUCUCCCAGCAAGACACCUGUUGAAAAUCCCUUGAAUAUUAUGUUGAACAUUGUCAAAAAAGAAUUGCAGGAACCUUGUGACAGUUCCAAAGUUAAAGAAGAACCAGUUGAUAUCACACCAGCUUGUACAGAUGACAGCAUAGAUACACCUACUGAAAUUAAAACAGAACCUGAUACAGUUGAGUCAGUUUAAAUAAAAUGAGAGGUAUGUUUUUCUUUAAAAAAAAAAAAAAAGGAGCUGCUGUGUUAUAGUUGAAUCUAGAAGGUGGAGAAUUUUUAUAUAUGUGUAUAUAUAUCUAUAUAUAUAUAUAAGUAUAUAUAUAAAUUACUUAGCUGAGGCAGGGUCCUUAGCUAUCAUUUGGUUAAUAAAUACAUUUUAGUAUUUGCAUUUCCUACUGCCUGCACAGUUUCAGGUGCUCGUUGUGUGAAAGUUCUGUAGAUGCGUGCAAAUUUAACAAAAUGAAAUUGUAUGUGUAAAAUAUGUACAAUUUUCACUUGUGGAACUGUAAAUUAUAAAUAAAAAUAUUUUUGCUA